Molecule: messenger RNA, 2654 nt
Organism: Microplitis mediator
Lineage: Eukaryota; Metazoa; Arthropoda; Insecta; Hymenoptera; Braconidae
Exons: 4
Coding region: 393-1106 (237 amino acids)
Source: RefSeq, a predicted model, not a curated record
AAUAAAAUCAAACAGUGAACUGCACGUUGUUCGAUCUCGAUUAGGAAAUUAUUUGUAACCCGACCUCCUUUGAUUUGGCUGAAAAUUUUUUCUCAUCUUCUAUCCCUUCAAAAACGUGAAAAGUCUAUAGUUUCCAUGGCGCCAUCAAAUGAUCGCGAAUUCUUGUAGAACUCGACGAAAGACUUUUUUCAAAUAGCUGUAACUUCUUCAAAAAUGGACUAAUUUAGACGUUUUUUUUUCAAAAUUUUCAUCUUCAAACGCACUUUCCGGAAAAAAAUACAAAAAAAUUAAAUUAAUCAAUUAAAACCAGACUGUAAAUUUUUGAAAACAAGUCUGGAAAUAGUCCAUAUAAGAAACGAAUUCUAAAAAUUUAAACGAGGGUUGACUGAAAAAUGGAGCUGAGGGUGACGUUUGCGGCGAUUUUAAUUUUUUCGGUGGGUGGAAACGUCGAAGGACAUGGGAGACUUAUAGAACCACCUUCGAGAGCUUCAAUGUGGAGAUAUGGGUUUGAUACUCCGGAAGAUUUUACUGAUAAUGAAUGCUAUUGCGGUGGUUUCGAUCGACAAUGGCAUCAGAAUCAAGGAUACUGUGGAGUUUGCGGUGACCCUUGGGAUGUUAAUCCGCCGAGAGAACAUGAAACAGGAGGAAAAUACGGCAACAGUAUCAUAGUCCGUAAGUAUCAAACGAACCAACUGAUCACAAUAAGAAUCCAAUUAACAGCAAAUCACCGGGGGUACUUUUCAUUCCGCGUGUGUCCUAUGACAACCUGGGGACAGGAAGUAACUCAAGAUUGUCUUAACAAAAACAUAUUGAGAAUGGAAAACGGCACCGCCCGUUACUAUCCAGGUCCGGGUACCGGAACCUUCGAAGCGUACUACAAAUUACCUUCAGGAUUAAUGUGCGCCCAGUGUGUCCUACAGUGGCGUUACGUCACCGCUAAUAUUUGGGCUGACUGUGGUAACGGAACGGACGCUGUCGGCUGUGGUCCUCAAGAAGAAUUUCGCGGUUGCGCGGACAUAACAAUAGGCGACAAUUAUCCAGCACUCGCAUUACCAAAGACACCAUCAUACUGGCCAGAAAUUAUUGAAAUUCUUGAUUACUGGUAGUUGAGUUUAUUAAUUUUCGGUGCAUGAAUGCUGAUUGUCCGCCAGGAUUUCCGCGGAUUAUUAAUACGCGGAACAAGCUAAGAAAUGGUUGAUGACCUGCGGACCAGUUCCACCAUCGCAUCUCAAAAGACUAUCGAUACUUCAUCUAUAAUUUGUACAGGCUCAUAAACUAAAUAAUAAUUUUUAUUGAUUAAUUUAUUUAUUAUUAUUUUUAUUUCUUUUUUUAUGAUCAACAGUCAUCAAAAAAUCUCACAGUUUUCUAUGUUAAUAGAAACUAAGUGCACUGAUAGAAAAACUAUCUUGAUUCAAGAAAAAUUUUUUCUUCAAAAUGUGGUUCUUGUUUCAAAAUUUUUAAUUGUUUUAAUUCAAGAAAUAAGUCCUUGAACCAAAAAAUUGAAAUUCUCGGAUAGAGAAAAAAAAUUCUUUGUUUGAGAAUUUGAUUUUUCGAUGAAGCCUUUUUGUUUUGAAACAAAAUUCUGACAUAUUUCGUUCAAGAAUUUCUUGCUCUUGGAUUAAGAUAGGCAAAAUCUAGGUUUAAGGCAUUACCGACUCGAUUCGAGAAUGGCGCGGUUUUUAAAUCAAGAUAUCAAUUUACUCAGCUUGAAAAAAAACUUUUUUUUUUAUUUUAAAAAUAAAAAGUUUAAAAGUGAUUUUUUAGGACUACAUUCAUUUACUUCAGAUAUGUUAAAGUAGAAAUUUAUUUAAAAAAAAUUUUUUUUUUCAUUACUUUAAAAACAUCUUCUAUCAAGGAAUUAUUACUUGAACCAAAAAUUUAAAGUUCUUAAAAUAAUAAUACGACAUUUUUAGUUGAAGACAAGUGGUCUUGCUUGAAGAAUUCGAUAGUAUCGAUUGAAGAUAAUAUAGUUUCGGAUCAAGACACGAGAGUUAUCCAUCGAAGAUACAAAAUCUAUAGAGCCAAGAAAAUCUAAAUCAAGACAAGAAUUUCUUGAAGCAAGACAAUUGGUUUUCUUCAGAAAUAAAUUCUUGGCUCAAGAAAAUAUUUCUUGAGUCAAUAUAAAUUUUCUAUCAGUGUGUUAACGGAUAAAAAAAAAAAAUUAAUAUUUUAAACAAAUGAAAUAUUUAUUUACUGUUGCUAACAAUGAAAUAAAAUGAAGAAAACAAUCAUAGAAAAUUAGAUCCAUUUCCAUGAUUAUUUUCCGAUAUCGAAAUUUUGAAAACCGUGAAUAGCAAGUGUUAACAGAAAGUACUGUAGACAAGUGUAGGCCUUAUAGUAUCACGAAUGUUUGCCCGCGGACAUCUAAUCCGCGACUUUAUAAUAAUUUAUUUACUUUAUUUACUCAUUUAUUUUUUUCAGUAACAUUGCACGCGUGGGUGUGUUAACACUAUCGUAAUUACACACACACAUAACCUUUGAAAAAAGGGCACAUUACUGAUUUACAACCUCGCGGAUUUAAUGUCUGCGGAUGAAACAUUAGGGAACCCUUAUACAAGCAGCUAUGAGAGUCUAUCAAUUUUUUUAAAGUUUUAAUCCUCGUUUUUAAUGAGGGAUAAUCAAAAUUUUUGUAUGACUAUAUUACUAUCUUUUUU